Messenger RNA from Balaenoptera acutorostrata (minke whale), 1968 nucleotides. RefSeq names its product nuclear assembly factor 1 ribonucleoprotein (gene NAF1). The transcript is spliced from 8 exons. Lineage: Eukaryota; Metazoa; Chordata; Mammalia; Artiodactyla; Balaenopteridae. Gene Ontology annotation, cellular component: sno(s)RNA-containing ribonucleoprotein complex. Gene Ontology annotation, biological process: box H/ACA snoRNP assembly; pseudouridine synthesis; ribosome biogenesis. The record is from RefSeq and is a predicted model, not a curated record. Gene Ontology annotation, molecular function: RNA binding. The coding region runs from base 149 to 1528 and encodes 459 amino acids.
UGCACGGCGGGGGCGCGUCUCCGGACGGCUCCGCGUGCGGUUCCGCGUGCAGCUGCCCGAGCAGCGCGGGAAGCGGCCCAGCGCUUCGUGGUCGCCUCCGCCGCCGAGGUGGUGUGUCUCCCCGCGCGGGCCCCCGGAGCGCGGCGCCAUGGAGGUGGUGGAGGCCGCCGCCGCUCAGCUGCAAACCCUGAAAUUCGGUGGCGCCGGCGUCGGGGUUGACCAAGGUCUGGCCGUGCCGGCUCCGGACCCCGCUCCGGUCGCAGCGCCGCGGGCGGACGAGGGGGCCCCGGACCUUGCGGGGGAGCAGCCGCCUCAGCUCGCCCCGCCGUCGCUCCCGGAGCCGCCUCCCGGAGGGAUCAGCCUGGAGACGUCGGACUCGGACUCGGACUCCGACUCGGACAGUGAAACAGAUUCCGAUAGUUCAAGCUCCUCUUCUUCCUCAUCCUCCUCCUCAUCGUCUUCGUCUCCUAUAUCCCUCCCUGCAGUGCUGUCGGAUGGAGACGAUGAUUUACAAGUUGAGAAGGAAAAUAAGAAUUUUCCUCUUAAAACAAAAGAUGAGUUACUUCUUAGUGAACUACCUUCUGUUGAAGAACUCACUAUUGUUCUGCCUGAAGGUAUUGAAUUAAAGCCUCUUGGGAUGGUUUCAAGUAUUAUUGAACAAUUAGUAAUAAUUGAAUCUAUGACUAACGUACCUCCAGUUAAUGAGGAGACUGUAGUUUUUAAAAGUGAUCGACAGGCAGCAGGAAAGAUAUUUGAGAUAUUUGGACCUGUCGCGCACCCAUUUUAUGUGUUACGGUUUAAUUCUUCAGAGCACAUUGAGAAUAAAGGUAUUAAAAUAAAGGACACUAUGUAUUUUGCUCCAUCAAUGAAAGACUUCACCCAAUAUAUAUUCACAGAAAGACUUAAACAGGAUAGGGGAUCAGAUGCAUCAUGGAAGAAUGAUCAAGAACCACCACCAGAGGCCUUAGAUUUCAGUGAUGAUGAAAAGGAAAAAGAAGCCAAACAGAGAAAAAAAUCUCAGAUUCAAGGCCGCAAAAAAUUCAGAUCUGAAUUUAAUGAACCAGGUGAAGGUUUUUCAGAAGUACAUCAGAAUUGGAAUGUUCAUAACUCUGCUUCAGAGCCUUCAAAAGGAUAUCACAGCAGAGAAUUCACACGAGGGUUUUCCCGGGGCAGAUAUCCUCGGUCUUGUCCUGGCAGGCCCCCACCUCCACAGUUUUAUAACUCAGAGCACAUGGUACCUCAGGAGACUUCAGGAUUUCCACCCCAGAGACAGGACGGCCCUAUGAUGCCAGGGUAUCCCUUCCCUCCUCCCGGGUUUGACAUGCAUAACUUCUCACUCCCUCCCCCUCCGCCACCCCUGCCACCGCCUCCUGCAUCUGCAAAUGUGGGCUGGGCUGCCCCUGCUGCGGCGCCUCACCCGUUAAUUCCCCUACCAUACUCCCUCCCGCCACCUCCGCCCCCCCCACCUCCGCCUCCCCCUGCCUCUUCUGGAGAUAGUCACGCUUCUCAUUUUGGUCCUUACUAUUAGGUGGAUGUACGCAUUUCCUGAGAAAUGUGGACUUUUAUAUAUAUACACACACACGCACACACACACGCACGUGCACAUACACAUACACACAUAUAUAUAGGAUUUUUUUUUAAAAAAGAGAUCAUGUAGCUAGAGUUUUAAAACAUUGUAAAUUACUAAAUGGUUCCUUCAGUUGUAAGUUGAUAUAUAUUAUAAUCUUUAUGAAAUUGUAUUCAUGAAAAUUUAACAUUAAACUUGUAGGGGGGGGAAUCCAAUUAUGUGGUAUUAAAACUUUGAACACUACCCAGUUAAACAGUAUGUGUAGAUCUAAUAAUAAUAGAUCUGGAGCAACUUUCAUCAUGGGUUAAAAUGCACUGAGUAUAUUAUGUUUUUGGUAUAUCUGAAAAUAAGAUGUUAAGUCCUAUUGAGAGUCUUUAAAAUAAACUAUUUUUAUAAACUUA